AUGGAGAAGCCGGCAGCUGAUGAAGGAACUGACAACCUCGACGCAAAGCCUGCUCCUGCCAAAAUGUCCGCGUUCGGGUUUGCCAUUGGCACACAGGUUUCGAAGGAACCAUCUGCCUGCAAUAUCCAUCAAGAUCGGGCAAAUAAACCUAAAGAGCCUACUCCAAGCCUAGCUCCAAAAACACUUUCUGUAGCAGCAGUCUUCAACGGAGAUGAAGAUAGUGAACCUGAACAGAGGCUAAAAUGUGCAUGA
Messenger RNA from Podarcis lilfordi (Lilford's wall lizard), 252 nucleotides. Lineage: Eukaryota; Metazoa; Chordata; Lepidosauria; Squamata; Lacertidae. The record is from the annotation of a GenBank genome assembly.